AUGUCCUGCUCAGCGGAGACUCCCAACGACACCGCAGACCUCACCUCGAAAACUCAGACCCAGAACACGUCCCCGUCACCGUCCCCGAUAGAGCCUCCCAAUCCCCCUGCCACAUUUCAGACAUUCCCAUCUAGUUUCGAACUGGCUGGGGGCUGCCAUAGCAAGAUGGACUAUCUGGAACAUCUUCCCUCCAACAGCUCAAUCGGCCAAUUUUCUUUUGCUCCCGCCACCCAAACGACCGUCGUCACGACCACUACCACAACAACUACCAACUUCCCUCCACUAGUCAUGAAAGCACCUGGUUCUUCAAAACCUCUCGACCCCAAUGUUUAUCCUCUAGCGUCUACCCCGACUCCAGAUUCCAUAAGAGAUAUCCAUUUUAAACUUGGGGAUACGUCCAUCAUAUUCAACGAGACAGAGGACUCGUUGGCUACUUUCGACAAGUUGAAAGAGCAGCGUGAUAACUUGAAAGCUUCUAAUGGUCUUAUUCAAUCCGUCUCCACAUGCGACUCCCGCAAAACCACGCUACCUAGACGCUCACGUUUAGGACAAGAUCCCCCCCAUCAAACAUCCCCCAUCACAUCAAGGUUAAGACGACGUCCAGUAUCACCCAUUUCUCUUCCGGAAUCCUCCCAUGUAAUGAAGCGAACGCGUUCUUCUUCCGCCUCCCUUGGAACAAACUCCAUCACUCGCCGUCGUAAUGCUCAGUCACACCUGGACGCUGCUCGGCUUCACAAAGACGUUGGUUUGGCUACGCCAGAAACGGAGCACGGCAGCUUCAAUAUUGGUAACGAUCAGAACAACCGUCGACAAAUAUGCAGCAUAGGGUCCUUUGGUAAAUCUGCCUUCGAACACUCCCCGACAUCUUUGUCCCAAGAGAACCAAAAUCUCCUCAGUCCUGUUCCCCAAUCGUACAAAGAAAACGUCAGGUUUGUUGGUUCUCAGAUCCAGAAAUCACCGCUGUUUGAAUGUCGGACGGGAUCAAGUGCUGAGGAGUUCGCCUGUCAGUCGACGCUCGAUAAUCAUAAUCAUAAUAUUAGUUAUGAGAAUAAUUCAAAACCGGGUGAUGAUGCGGGACAGCCUCCCUUGAGACAAAGUCGCAGACACUGUUCGGCCGGAAAUCCAACCUGGAGAGGGCCCCAAGCGCCUGCAAGACGUCUACUGCCAGUUGAUAGUCUUGCUGCCCAAGACAUGUGCCUUCCCAGCCCAAGUCUUUCUCCUGUCACAGCUAUGAAUGCUCAAAAUCUCGAUACAUCUUUUGACUCUGUUGACGAGCAAGAGACUGACACGGAUUCCAGUUUUGACCAACGUUCGAAGAAACAAAAGGCUGACUCUGACUUAAACCUCACCGUGGACCUUUUUCGGAAAGAGGAAGGCUAUGGUGCGGCUCUGCCAUCACCCUCUUUGUCGUUAAUGGACAUGCCUCUAAUGUUGGAUUACUUUGAGUCUGUCCCGGAUAAGCUCAAAAUGUACAUGAUGUACCAGUUGUUGCGAAGAUGCCCGAAGCCUACAUUACGCUUUGUCGCUGGAGUUGUUAAUCCAGCUCUCAAAUGCGAUUUCUUGGCUCUCCUACCCCUGGAACUCAGUCUGAAUAUUGUAAAAUAUUUCGAUGUUAAGACUAUGUGUCGAGCUUCGCAAGUUUCGAAGAAAUGGAGACACAUCAUCAACUCCGAUGAAAAAUCAUGGAAGGAACUUUUUGAGUCGGAUGGAUAUGUUUUGCCUCGAGGAGAACUACAGCGCGCCAUCGAGGAAGGUUGGGGAUGGCAGUGUCCGAACCCGGGUGACGAUUAUGAAAAGGAUCUUCGUUGCUCUACCUCCCUUAAAUCUGAUAGCGAGAACUCGAUCGAAUCUACCUCAUCCUUGGCAUGGCUAUCGUCUCGUAAGACGAGACAAGCCCUAAGUCCCCUGUCGGUAGAAUCCCGACGACCAAAACGCAAAGCAGCAACCAGAGUCACCAGUCGGAAGCUUACAAAAAGGAAAUCUGGAGUAUCUGCUCAAUCCAAUCGUCUAGAACCUGUUAACUGGAUGGAUAAUAUGGUCGCUGCAGAGAGCCCCUAUGCGGCUGCAAACGCAGCUGCACUAGCAGUUCCUUACCCGGAUGUUGGACUUUCAUCACUCCGAAGCUUGCACCUAUACAAAUCCCUCUACCAAAGGCACUACCUCAUCCACAAAACAUGGAUGCGAAAUGACAUCAAACCGAUGCACAUUGCCUUCCGCGCCCAUGAUCGUCAUGUCGUUACGUGCCUACAGUUUGAUACAGACAAAAUCCUCACCGGAAGCGAUGAUACCAACAUUAAUGUGUAUGAUACGAAAGCGGGGGCGUUGCGAGCAACCCUAGAGGGCCACGAGGGAGGCGUCUGGGCGCUAGAGUAUCAUGGUAACACGCUUGUUUCAGGAUCAACUGAUAGAUCGGUGCGUGUCUGGGACAUUGAAUCUGCCGAAUGCACGCAGAUUUUCCAGGGACACACGUCUACUGUGAGAUGUUUGCAGAUAUUAAUGCCCGUCGCAAUUGGUAAGCUGCCAGAUGGAUCGCCAAACAUGAUGCCAAAACAGCCAUUGAUUAUCACUGGAUCCCGCGAUUCCAACCUACGACUUUGGAAACUUCCUCAACCAGGCGAUCCCAAGUUUUUCCAAACGAGUCCCGACACUGAAAACCCGUACUUUAUCCGUGCCCUAACUGGACACACCCAUUCAGUCCGCGCCAUAGCUGCUCACGGGGACACACUGGUUAGUGGCAGCUACGAUUGUUCAGUGAGGGUGUGGAAAAUAUCCACCGGCGAGUCUGUACAUCAUCUACAAGGCCAUAGCCAGAAAGUCUAUAGCGUCGUCCUCGACCACAAAAGAAACCGCUGCAUAAGCGGCUCCAUGGAUAGCAUAGUUAAAGUCUGGUCACUCGACACCGGCGCAGUUAUAUAUAACCUCGAAGGCCACUCGUCGCUCGUGGGGCUUCUAGAUCUUCAACAGGAUCGACUCGUGUCCGCAGCUGCCGAUUCGACAUUGAGGAUCUGGGAUCCAGAGACGGGGAAGUGCCAGAGCGUAUUAGCCGCGCACACGGGUGCGAUUACGUGUUUCCAGCAUGAUUAUCAGAAGGUGAUUUCUGGGUCGGAUCGGACGUUGAAGAUGUGGGAUACGCGGACGGGCAAGUGUUUGAAGGAUCUAUUGACAGAUCUUAGUGGAGUUUGGCAGGUUAGAUUUAAUGAUCGCAGGUGUGUGGCUGCCGUGCAGAGGGAUAGGUUGACAUAUAUUGAGGUCCUUGACUUUGGUGCAUCUCGCGACCGAGUUCCUAGUGAACGUCUCGGAAAGAGAAUCGUUGUUGAUAAAAAUGGCGAAGAGAUUGGGGAUAAUGAAGGUGGAGCUGAACGGGAGGGUUCGGAUGACUAG
Messenger RNA from Paracoccidioides brasiliensis Pb18, 3381 nucleotides. RefSeq lists its product as uncharacterized. The record is from RefSeq and is a predicted model, not a curated record. Bases 1 to 3381 code for a protein of 1126 amino acids. The transcript has 3 exons. Gene Ontology annotation, molecular function: protein binding.